UGAGGAGGAGCUGGACACAAGGAACCUGGUCUUGGAGGAACGGACCAUUGACCUGAUAGGCGAGGGGGUUCUUUCAGAACCAGGAAACUGCGAGCUUUGGCUUCGACAUAAAUACCUGGCAUCAAGACCUUUUCGAGAUACUAGCCCUGAGUAGGCAGCUCAAUCCACCCUUCACUCAUCACGGAGUGAAAGUAAACCCAAGCCAACUCUCGCGACGAACAUGGCACCCACCAACGACUCAAAACGCUCGUCCAUCGACGUCAAAGUCGGAGUCGAGUUGGAAGAAGCCGCUCCUGUCCGCGACCCUCUCAUCGAACGAUAUGAACUCAUCCGGGAUAAGUCGCCCGAGGAGCUCAAGGCCCUCAACAAGGCGGUCGUUUCCAAACUCGACUGGAGGUUUUUGCCCAUGGUAUGCGCCAUGCUCAUGAUGAACUACCUCGACCGUAUCAACGUCUCCAACGCCCGGCUGGCAGGUAUGCAGGAAGACCUGCACAUGUCCGACACGAUGUGGUCGGCCGGAAUAUCCAUGUUCUAUGUUGGAUACAUCAUCUCGCAGGUCCCUGCCAACGUCAUCAUCGCCAAGGGCAAGCCGCGCAUCUUGCUCCCGUGCUGUAUGCUGGGGUGGUCUGUCGUGACCAUCUGCAUGCCCGCCGUCACCGCCGGCUGGGGCUUCCUGCUCUGCCGAUUCAUCGUGGGCAUCACGGAAGGGCCGUUCGUGCCCGCCGUGUCCCUCAUGACCUCGUCGUGGUAUACGAAGCACGAGUCCCCUCUUCGGAUGGGGAUUUGGCACGCCGGCAACACCAUUUCGCAGGCGAUUUCCGGUCUCCUCGCCGCCGGCGUCCUGCAGAACAUGGAUAACAUAGCCGGCUUGGCGGCCUGGCAGUGGUUCCUCCUGCUCGAAGGCAUUGUUAGCAUACUGGUAGCUCUUGCCAGCUUCUGGUUCAUCCCGAACUUUCCCGAAUCGACCGGGACGUACUUCUUUACUGCCGCGGAGUCACAGAUGGCUCAGUACAGACAGGACGUGUCGGCGGGUGGCCGAUCCGAGGACGAUGAAGGAGACUACUGGGGAGGUGUAUGGAUGGCUCUCAAGGACCCGUUCACCUACUUCUUCUCGAUUAUCCAUUUCUUCCUCAUCAUCGCACAGUCUUACAAGGACUUCUUCCCAUCGAUCCUUGCUACACUUGGCUUCAAUCAAACCACCACGUACCUCAUCCAGGCUCCGCCACCCAUCAUUGCUUUUCUGGUUACGUUGGCGGUGUCUUGGUCUUCCGGACGCAUGCUAGAGCAUGGAUACCACAUCAUAGUCCCCAUGCUGCUCACUCUCGUGGGCUGUGUGGUCAUGAUCACGACUCUUAACGUCGGUGCUCGCUACUUCUGUAUGAUUUUGUUGGUCACUGGCCCUUUCGUUGGUCUCAAUCUCCAAAUCUCCUGGGAGACCACGGUGGUGCCCCGCCCGCGUACCAAGCGAGCGGCUCUUAUUGCCAUUGCCAACUGUGUAUCUUCGGUUUCCCAUUGGUUCACGCCAUACUUCUUUCUGCGCAACCAAGAACCUUAUUAUCAGACCGGCGGCGGAGCCAUUAUUACUGGUUGCGGCUUGACGGUCAUCUUUGUUCUGAUCACGAAGUGGUACUGUCGCAAGAAGAACAAGGAGUUGGAGGAGCAGGAGAGGCUUGCGGGCGAGCCCAAGGGAUGGAGAUUCGCUUCGUGAGAUGUCUUUGUGGCAGAGGCGUAUGUCCGGCAGCUGACGUUUUCUUCGAUGACGGGUGUAUGGCAUUACAGUCGAAGGUGUUCUGGCUCAGUUGACGGAAAAUGAUGCGACACAACUGAACAGAUAGAGAGACAUAUUUAUGAGUUCCCGAAUGACAGGUUUUAUCGACUUGA
Molecule: messenger RNA, 1881 nt
Organism: Colletotrichum destructivum
Lineage: Eukaryota; Fungi; Ascomycota; Sordariomycetes; Glomerellales; Glomerellaceae
Product: Putative major facilitator superfamily, MFS transporter superfamily
Exons: 5
Coding region: 221-1708 (495 amino acids)
Biological process (GO): transmembrane transport
Cellular component (GO): membrane
Molecular function (GO): transmembrane transporter activity
Source: RefSeq, a predicted model, not a curated record